CUGCUGGAACAGGAUGGGGAAGUGGUGAAGGAUGCCAGGAGAGCUGCUUCCAUAGGACCAGAAGUGUUUUCCAGCUACAGCAGCAGUGCCAUGUCUGAGGCGGUGGUGCCUGACACGAUGGUGUCCCCAGCAGUGAGUAGUCUGUAUGGAGAGAAGACUGGUGGCCCUGCGGUGGACUUCAGCUAUGUAGGCAUUGAUGCCAUUCUGGAGCAGAUGAGGAGGAAGGCCAUGAAGCAGGGUUUUGAGCUCAACAUUAUGGUUGUGGGGCAGAGUGGCCUGGGAAAGUCGACUCUGAUGAACACGCUGUUCAAGUCCAAAGUCAGCCGAAAGUCUGUGAUGGCUACAGCCCAGGAAAAGAUCCCCAAAACGAUUGAAAUUAAAUCCAUCAGUCAUGAUAUUGAGGAAAAAGGCGUGAGAAUGAAGCUGACAGUCAUUGAUACGCCAGGUUUUGGAGACCAGAUCAACAAUGAGAAUUGCUGGCAGCCCAUCAUGAAGUUUAUUAACGACCAAUAUGAAGCAUACCUUCAGGAGGAAAUCAACAUAAACAGAAAAAAAAGGAUUCCAGACUCCCGAGUUCACUGCUGCAUAUACUUCAUCCCCCCAACUGGACACUGUCUGCGACCUCUUGAUGUAGAAUUCAUGAGACGUCUCAGUAAAGUGGUCAACAUUGUUCCGGUCAUUGCAAAAGCGGACACUCUCACGCUGGAGGAGAGGGACUUCUUUAAAAAGAAGAUCAGGGAAGAGCUGCGAGCCAAUGGGAUAGACGUGUAUCCCCAGAAGGAAUUUGAUGAGGAUGCAGAGGACAGGAUGAUUAAUGAAAAGAUCAGGGAGAUGAUUCCGUUUGCUGUUGUGGGUAGUGACCAGGAGUACCAGGUCAAUGGCAGGAGGCUGCUGGGCAGGAAGACCAAGUGGGGUACUAUUGAAGUUGAAAAUAUUGCCCACUGUGAGUUUGCCUACUUACGGGAUCUUCUCAUCAGAACCCAUAUGCAGAACAUUAAGGACAUCACCAGCAGCAUCCACUAUGAAAUGUAUCGUGUGAGGCGUCUCAAUGAAAAUAACACAGCAGUGGCUCAUGCCAAUGGUAUCCCGGAACAUCAUUUGGCUGCCCAUGAGAUGUAGACUGCCCCAUCCAGCUGCAGUGUAAUGCCUUAGCCAUGAGACUUUGAUCUUCUAGGACAGUCUUCCACCACUUCAGCCCACAUCUCACAGGUGGGAUAGAAACUUAGAAGCCUGCCAGAUGGACUUUAUAUUCAGUAACUUUCUGCAGAUGAAAAGACUGUUUGUCAGUUUAUUGCCUCUUUAACAAACUUUACUAUUAUUCUUGGCAAAGAUAGUUAUGAGAAGGCAUAGUCUUGAUAAUAUUCUGCGGUUUGACUUUUACCUGCUUACACAACAUACAGUUAUUACUUUUGUGGUGCCAAAAUUUAUAUUUCAGCCAAACCAAAUGGACUGACACUCAUUAUUUUUCCGUGUCAGGUUUUCCUUAUUCAGUAACAUAUAAUCUCAUCCACUCCUUUUUGAAAGUUUGGCUUUUUUUAUUUUUUAUUUCUGCCCAGUCUUCUACCAUCUUUGAUGCACAGUUUUCCGUUUUGUUCUGUACACUACACUAUAAGGUGUGAAAAGUGAUUACAUCCAUGAUUGCACUUGACGCUGCGUGGUCUGUCAUUGACAAAGCAUGUUGGAAGAGGGCCGAGCAACACUCUCCCAAAAUGUGACGCCUUAAGUCAAAAUAGCCUGUGGGAUGCAGCAUCAACCAGCUUUCUCUUUUUCUCCAAAUCCAAGGUUGCCAAACAGCACAUCAAAUGUUUGACUUUGUUUCAUCACAACCUGUGUUUUUCUUAGUUUUUAUAUCCUGUUGAUUAUAGAUGUCAGGCUUCUGACGUCUUUUUAAAUUCCCAGUUAUAAAUGUCAUUGUUUAUUGAUAGUAAUAAAUAUCUUAAGAGUGAUUUAAAAUGAAAACGUAUUUAUGCACGAUAUAAAAUGUGAAUGGUUUUCAUCAGUUGUGGUCCACGUAUUCCGAUUUUCUACACGCACGCUCUUACAAAACCAAAGAUACGUUCGUGCUUUUCCCGCUUUUAGGCCCACCAUUGUGCCGUAUUUAUUGGAGAAUGUUAUGGUAGCUUGUUUGAAACUGGAAAGAGAGCAGGUUUGCUGGGUUCAUGUAGAACACAUUUAGACUAUUUUAAAUCAUUGUUGCAUUUUUCUGGGACAAAAUAAUCUGAUGUUCCAUUGACCAGUCGACUUUAAAAAAAAUCUAUUUUCCAUAAUGUACCAAGAAUCUUUGUCUCUUUCAACCAUAUAUAAUUCUCUCAGCUGUCACUGUCAUGCUCUGUCUUGUAUAUUCGUCUGUUUGAUACAUUUUUGUACUUGUAUUAUUGAUAACAAAUGUUCCUUUAUCUUAUUUUAAAGAAAUAAAGAUUGAAGUUGUA
Molecule: messenger RNA, 2429 nt
Organism: Menidia menidia (Atlantic silverside)
Lineage: Eukaryota; Metazoa; Chordata; Actinopteri; Atheriniformes; Atherinopsidae
Source: the annotation of a GenBank genome assembly